Messenger RNA from Mya arenaria, 9487 nucleotides. RefSeq lists its product as uncharacterized. NCBI's taxonomy places the organism in Eukaryota, Metazoa, Mollusca, Bivalvia, Myida, Myidae. The transcript has 19 exons. The coding region runs from base 167 to 3028 and encodes 953 amino acids. The record is from RefSeq and is a predicted model, not a curated record.
UUUUAUUACAGAAAUAAUAUCAAUUUCCAUUCAUUAAUUUCCCUGAAGUAAUUGAAAUGUUCUCUUAAUUUGCAGUAUGAAUUGGUUAAUCUUUAAAUUAUUGUGUGUUAAGGCAGUGAUUGGAUAAAAGAAUACUGAUAUUCAACAAUCUGGACCAUGCUGCCAAAUGGCUACACAUAGCUGCUAUCAAGAUGUAUAUACAGUACACGGCGAUGGUCAAGCAAGUUUUUCUCUGAGACAUCCUUUCGUCAAUAUAAAGUUUACGAAAUUUCCUAUUUGCGGAAGCGACAUAGGAGUUGACCAACUACAAUUUCUUGAAAGAAGUGACAAGAACGAUGGGCAGGUUUCAACACUCGAAAUGGUGUUCAAUGGGAAGGGCGAGAUUACGUCAGACAACAUUGAUCUCAAAGGCAAAGAACAAGUACAACGAGCAUCAAAAUAUGCAUACUUCUGCGCCAAUGGCAUAUCCAGUGAUGAUUUUCCACAGGACUUAACGGGCGACAUUUCAGCUUCAUGUGCAGUUUUACUGGAGGCAAUCAAAAAAAAAAACAAAAAAAAAAGGAGCAUAUUAAAUGGAGACAUCAUAAAGAAAGCACAAAUUUCAAAGACAUUUGCUGAAACGUUGCUUUUAAAACAAAACAUAGUAUCGUCGGAAGAUCAAAGUCUCAUUAAAAGCUGCAGAAAAAACACACAGAAAGGUCUUGAGCAGCUUUACGAUCAUUUAGCGCGCCGUGUGGUUGAAAAUCCUGAAUUAUUGAAACAAAAAUCAGUGGUACCCAUCUUUUACAGUUUUAUGAUGAACCUUCUUUGGCAGAUCAACACAUUACGGGAUAUAUGUAGAUAUUUACUGCUGGUACAGAACAUGAUCGGAAUUCAAUUAUUCUCAUACGGCUUGCAUGCAAUUGGAGUUGAACUUCAAUACAUGAUUUCCAAAACGGAUGAGGUUAUGACCAACACUUGUUCGUUUGACGUUUACAAAUCACAUAUUCUGGGUAAAAAGAAUGCAUUGAAUGAGUUUAUGUUGUCUUGGCAGCGUUUGAUUCAGCAGACAGAGGACAUUCGUUUUUUGUCAUUACUGAGCCAAUUCGACAAACUUAUUUCUGAAGCAAAGAGAUACCAUGUGAAUUUCGUAGAAGAGUACAUGCAAGCAUUGUAUAAAGAAAAAGAUGCACUAUUAUUUCAAAAAUACUUAUCAGGAUUACAAAGUGAUGACGUUGAAAUCGACGGAAUCGAUCACGAAGUCUGCUUCUUAUGCGGUUCGAAGAAACGACAGGUUGUUGUUGAAUGCUGCAAGAAGGAGAUUGUAUCAAAACAAAAGCGCUCUCUAGCGGCUCGACGUUACACUCUCUUAAAAACCAUUGAUGGAGUCCCCUCUGAGCAAAACGUGUAUAAAGCAAAAAAUCCGCAAGAUUUCACUGUUGAGUUUCGGUCUGGAGAAGAAACAACAAAUGCUUGCUUUAAGGAGACAUUAACGUUUCAACCUGAUUUCAAACGUUUGACGUUCGAAAUUCCAAAGCAGAACGGUCCUGUUGAUGUGACCAUUCACUUGAAUCAACCAGAUGAAUAUCUUGAAUUUCGAUUACAAGCAAAACAUAUCGACGUUGCAAUUCUCGGCAAAAAUGAAGAAGAAUUGCAAUCGUGGAAAGAGGAAGAUUGUGCGAGGGAUCUGAUUGCAAAAGGGGUUCUCCCUCAACCAAACAUUCUAAGGAGUUUAUGCUCACACUAUGGUCGAAAAUCUGAAAUUAUAACGGACAUCUGCACAAACAUAUGUGCUGUAAUCCGAUUAAGUUUAGACGAAAACCUGAACGGUGCCACUAUCCAUUUAAUUUAUCCAGCCUUUCAAGAAGAAGAUGAAUGUGCUAUCAUUUUCGUGAUUCUGCUAGAGAGUGAUCUAGAUGCAAUAGAUGUUCAGUUUGGCUAUCAAUGUGAAAUACUUUUAAAGAGAAAUAAUAGGCCUGAACUUCAUUACGUUUCAGAAGAAACGCUGGAGAGAAAGAUGACACUGCCACUUGAGCAACAGAAAAAACUUCAAGAUACAAUUUCGGAACACUGUGGACAGUUGUUUGAAGAACAUAAACACUUAAGCAUUAUAACAACAUCCGCAAUAAAAUCAAAAGGCUUUCUCAGACGUGGCUGCACAGAGAUUACAAACAUCACACCAGUUAUUAGGUUUUGCGUCCGAGUAAAAGGAUAUAUUCCCCUUAAUGAAGACAAAUUCAGCCCUGUGUACAAUGGAUUUUCAACGGACGUUAUCGAAGGAGAGUUCAUUCCUUUCGCUGGAAAGGCAACGGAUCGAUUGCAACAGUUACAAUUAGGUUGCGAAAUAAGUCGCAACUCGACCUUAGGAGGAACUCUUGGGGGAUUCGCCUUGCACCCGACAUAUGGCUUCUGCGGUUUUACAUGCGCACAUGCUCUUUUAUACCCAGAAGAAAUGGACAUAUUGGUGAAGAAAUUUAUUAUUGGUUACAACAACUGGCCAGGAAGUCAUUCAAGAAGCAUUUAUCAGCCAAGAGCAGGCAAUCAAGAUGAUGAAGCAGGCACUCUUGUUGAGGCUAUUUACGAUGCUGCAUCCGGAAUAGAAAUAGCCUUUUUUAAGAUUGAGAAAUCGCGGGAACCGCGAGAUGGGAAGUUUCCUAAAGAUUACGAAAACAAAGAUACAAAUUAUCGUUAUGAAGAGGGACAAUGUGCAAGUGAUUUCACGAAGAAAGAGGCGUUUUGGAAAUUUGGGUGCGCAUCAAAUGCAACACGAGGAUUUCUCGUUCGACCAGAAACUGCCUGGUGCAGGUUUAAUUGCGGUCUAUACCUUGCAAAUAUGUUCACCGUUAGCGGUGAGUUUGCGUGUAAGGGUGAUUCUGGGGCUCUAGUGUUCCGUGAUGGGGAUCCUAUAAGAAUGAAAUGCGUGGGUAUUGUUGAAGGUGGUCAAGAUGGUGAAGAUGGUCAUUAUUUUAUUUAUGUUUCACAAAUACUGCCAAUACUUCAAUAUUUGGAUACCAACAAUUUGUUUGACUUUAGAUUGUUGCGCAAGUAACAAACGCUGAUUGGAUUGAAUAUCAUUCGAAGUGAAUGCACAACUAGUGCGUUACAAAUUGUUUACAUUGUAUUUUACUUGAUACGUAAUGUAUUUGUAAUACGGUGGAUUAUUAGCUUUAUGGUAACAAAGCCUUAUAACCACGCCCUAGGGUAGUAGCGUUCUUAAAAUCUCAAUCAACGGCUCAGGUUUCAGAGAUCUUUUUUACGUUAAUAUAAUUCACAGCUAUGAAACUAAAUGAAUGUAAACUUAAGCAUACAAUACACGAGUACACAAUUAAAACACGAUAUUAUGUUAACAUUGAGAUAUUCCUCAUAAUACCUAUUCAAGUGGCCGAAAUAUUACAUAACGUAUUGUUGGUUGACAAUCAAUGGAGUGAAUACAUCACCCGAAAUAUUAAAAUACAACUUGUUACAAAAAUCUUAAACAAGUGAGUUCAUAAAUAUAACUCAUAAUAUUAACAUGCAGCGUUAUAUCACCAUCUUGAUAUUUAGAAAUAACUAAACAAUUACAUGUCAAACUAAUUUAAAUAAUACUGCUCAAAUUAUUACAAUUUCACUUCUUAUCAAAAUACACUAAAACUCUAAAAGUAUAAAUAAAUUCAAAUUAUACAUUCUAAAACUAGUUGACUUAUCUUCAAUUACUUUUCCCUCAAAUUUUAAAUUCACAAACCUAUCGAAUAUGGUUCAAAACUUGGAAUGGAAUUAUCCAGAUCACUUGAAUCCAGGUCACGUGCAAUCUUCGUCUUCAAUAAGUGUUCACACAAAAUAACCGAAAAACUGAAAAGAAUGUCUAUAAACAAAUAUUGCUAAGCAUACACAAGAUUGAAAUUGUAAUUAAUAAUCAUAAAACGGCAAUCUAUUCCGAAACAUUUUCAUGACUUCCGUCACUCAAUCUCACAUACCUACUUACCAAUACUCCUGAGCUUAUUUUAGUGUGCAACGCAUGGAACCUGGCAUCAUAUGAGCUGCUGUCCAUUCCAUAUAUCACGUAACUGCUUUUUUCUCAGGAUCUCUUCUUGUCCUUUCGGAACUUCGGAUGCGGAAACUGUCUUUAUCUCAUCUUCUUUGUGGUUAACGGAACGUCCUCAAGUGUUGAAUUCAACGUCUCGUUGCUGAAAGUACCUUCAACAACGGUCUGUUCAGCUUCAUCUAUGUUCUCAUAUAUCUAAGGACCUCUUAAUUCUGCUUCGGCAACAUCACUGUUGUCCACUUCAACUUCGACCUUUCCAAUGUCCUCAUAAAUCCACUCAUGUUCUCAAGAUCAGACUGAAACUGAAGAGCUUCUCUUUUCUCAUCAUCUGUAUCAUCUAUGUGUAACACAUCCAUCUCAAUUUAUUUAUUUGUCUUAUGCACCGACACACGGGUGUCCCCGUGAACAUAUGCAUGUGGGACAUAAAUCAUAACAUCAUCAUUUGGACUGCAUUCUCUGGAUGUAUCCUUUUGCUAUCUCUGUUCUGUUUUCUCAAUCUUCUAUUCUAUGACACUAUCAUCUCUCACCCGUAGGCUCAAUGAUGGUUCCGUUGCAGGGUCCUAGCCCUUCCGGUACAGUUACCUUCUUAAUUUUACACCGGUACUUCUUCGUUAUGUCCUCACAACGUGUUAACCUCAUAUUCAAACUUGUCACUUAGAUUGUGUUUUCAUUCUUCCCUAGCCAAAAUAUUCACUAUUACCUGAUCUCCCCGCUCAGGUACAACUUAUUGUUCACUCUUUUUUUACCAUCUUGCUCUUCUAUUCUAUACAGAACACCUCUUGACGUGUUUCCAAUUCUUCUGCAUUUUUGUACCUUAUUUAGUGAAGUCAUUUUCUGUUAUAUCUAUCUUUCAUCGCAAAUCUCCAUUUUUCCAUCACGGUGUCCACUAUAUUCUUCCUUCUGAUUCCCCUUUACUCUUCUUGGGCCAUUGGGGUACUGGUGAUUUCAGUAGCUUCUACUUUGUUUAAAUUUAUAGUGGACAGAGUGUAUAUGUAUAGUGCAUACAAUUUGCUCUUACUGCAUCUCUAUCUAACUUCAAUAUCUCUUCAGUUGCAUUCCACUCCUGUUUCAUGAACACUAUCUUCUCAUAUGGGUACCGACUGAGUGUAUAUGCGUCUCCAUUCUUGGCUCCAUUUCGGUUUCUAACUUCAAAAACAUAAUCUGCCAGUGCAGCUGCCCAUAUUUGGCUUGUAGCAGCAAGGUUGGAUAAAGAGAGUUUAUGAGUCAGUGUCAGUAUAUACCAUGAAAUGAUUUUCUGUCAAAUAAUCCAAAAUGUUUGAAGUCCACUUAAACGCCAAAAAUUAUACUCUGUAUAACUCUUCUCAGUUUACCUAAUUGCCCUGCCUUUAUCAUACCAUUGUUGACAUAGUACUGCUGGCAUUUCAAAGGGCUUACUAAAUUCCGGGUAGGCGGGUGUUGAUUGGCUCGUCAAUAGCUCUUUAUAGUCUUGAAAUGAUGGUAUCCACUUUUCCUAUUCAUUGUAGUGAAGUGUAAGCAGUCAAACAUCUUUUCUAUUUUAGGAAAACCGUAGGCAACUUUUCGUUUAGCAUCGUGUAAUUCACACGUCGCUUUUUAUUGUUCUUUAUUAUCAAAACUACGGAUGAAACCCAUGGCAACAUUGAUGGCCGUAUGAUGCCACAUGACAGCAAAAUGUGACCUGACUCUACUAUAGCAGGUGGUAUCCGCCGUCGACGUUGCCUGGUAUAGGAUUAAUCAAUUCAAUUCCGUCUGCCGUCAUCCGUAUCGCUUGUGCUAAAAAUAUCACGAUGGUGUAAAAGUAAGUUAUUCUGUUCUUCAUUAAGUAAAUGAUCUUCAUAUAUCUUUAGCUCUUCAGCUAUCUUCCUUCUCUACUGAUCUAUGUCUACUCCUUCCAUCUUUUUUAAAACUUUAGUGUCAGUGACUGUUACUGGUUGCCUUUGUUGAAAUAUUUAUGGGAAUGAUUCAAAAUGAAAAUUGUAACUUUAUUGGCAUCUGCAUGUGAAUAGUGUAUGACGCUAUGUGAAACUCUCAAGCAAUCUGGAAGGCUGGACCUAUUAGUACCACAAACAAUGGCUGCCGUAGGCUUGUGAUCAAUCUUCUGGUCAAUUCUACCCAAUGAUGUCCAUGUUGUGUUUGAAUUCAAUGUCAACUUGUGUGGUAUAGCACAUCUUAUGAUUCACAACCUUUUCUAGUUUUUUUAAAAAUAUUUUCUCUAGUCACUAUAGUCCUAAAGCAGGAGAACCAGGGAAAUUAAAGCUUAGCUAUCUGUAAAUAUCAGCAAAAUUUCUGUCUUCAGUCGUCCUGAAUUUCUUGCAAAAUGAUGGUCACUAAUGAAUGGUUUUGAACUCGAACCUUUUGUUUCGGGUGAUAUCAAAAAUGAUGCUGUUUGCAUCUUACGUUAUUGGAUUUCUGAUUUCUAUGUCAUCUACUUCAACUUCAAUUUAUCCUGAGUAUGGAAGCAAAGUUCUACCUGCAAAUUCAAUUUUAAAAUUUCAGAUUUGAAUUUAAUUCAUUUUUUUAGUGUUAUGUUCGCUUCACCUUCUGGUAUAGAACCAUCCGUAAUGUCCUUUGUGCCCUGGUCCGGCCAAUCAAACAAGGCACCUAUGCGUUUAAAGUCUCUAUAUGAACCGCCCGUGAGUAUGCUGCUCUGCAUUCCUUCACAUUAAGAUCAUGGCCAUCACACCUGUGACAACAAACGAUGUAAUUGUUGGUUCUUAUUUGGCGCCAUGGUUUGUAAGUUCCUCGGCCUCUAUCGCUAACUAUGUGUAAACUUCCCGACUGUCUUAAAUAUCUCCCGCUUCCAUAACAGCAGGGUUGAUAUUGUUGCUGUUUGUGUGCAUGAGGUCCCGCUGCUGUUGUUGUUGCUGCUGCAAUUUGUCAAUCUUAUUGUUGAGCUGUUUGUUCUUUUCCAAAGUGUCAUAUAGUUUCUUACUCAUAUUCUCAAGUCUGUUUUAUGUGACUGAGAGUUCUGUGCCGCAUGACAAGUAUUUUUGUACUUCCGUCUGAUUGGUCAGGCUUUUCAUUUCAGCUUUAAGUUUCCUAAACUCAAUCUUAAACCUAUCAUAAUCUUUGAUGGUUUAACUCAUGAAUUGAGCAACUGGUUGAAGAUCAAUUCUCAAUCCUUGUAGUAAUAGUAAAAUUAAUUAUUUCAGUAAAUGUCAUCUCCCUGUUGUACAACUUUAAGUUCCACUCCUUAUGCAAAUAAAUCCUGAAGCUUGGAUGCAUAUAUGUUUACGUGAUCCAAUCCUUAAGAGCAGAAAUACAAUUUCCUUAUAAAAACUCCUUUGAUUUAAUAUUCCCUAAAUUGCCAUUCAUUAAUCUCCUAACAGUAUCAUUAGCAGUCUCCACAACACUCGUUAUAAUGCCUAAAAGUAUUUGUUUAUCGUUAAAAGUCUUCUUUUGACUAGGGAAUCAAUUUCAAACCUGUACGCAUCACAAGAUGCUUAUCCUUUCUUUUAUUCACCAGAAACAAUGACACUUUCGGAAAGUGGAACGAUUUCCCGGGCGCUGGGUCUGAUUGCUGUUGCUGGGCUGGAGCACUGUCUUCGUGUAUUCCGUCAAAACUUCUUUAAACCUUCUGGGCAACUCACACCUAGUUCUAAUUUCAGUUCUUGAAAUGCUUUAAAUAUAUGCAAUGCCUCUUCAAAGUCAUAUUCAUUUACUUAUUAACGAAUUUUCCCAAUACUCUGUACCGACUGAUAUUCCUAAAUUAUCCUUUUCAAGGAACAUAUGUAGUGUUUGAUUAACUUGAAUCAUCAUAUAAGUUCAAAGUUCAAAUCAAUAUCAAUUACUAGCACACACUGACCACUUAACUGCUCAAUACCGCAAAUUAAUCAUAAGCAAAUUAUCUCAUAUCAAAUAUCAAUUCAAAAGCAUCAACUGAAUUGGUAUAUAAAUUAAAAAAUACCCUUAAUAACUACUGAAUGGCAUCGGUAAGGCAAUAAACAAAUAAUCACUAAUGCAUGCAGUUGAUUGUCAAUAAUCAAUAUAACACAAUACAAACAUCCGAAAUAAACUAAGUGGAAAAAACAAAUUUAAAUUCGAAAUCAUAUUUUUUUAAAGAAAUGUCUAAACACUUAAGUCAGCCUUAAAGAAAAAGGUCACUAAAUAAUCAAAGUUUUUACCUCGAGCGAACAUGUGUAUCUAGCAUUGAAUGUGCGUACGAGGGUUUUUCUCAACCUUAAGUAUUCUGACUAAAGAGUAAGUCUACAUGAUACUAAAAGUAAAUUGACCGUGCAUUCAUGUAUGUUUACACAUGAGCAGUAGAUAAGCUUAUCCUAUUAUCAAUUCAAUGAAAUUUGGAAUGUAAACAGUCAAGAUGAUAGCUGUAGUGACUAAGUAGUGAGAAAUGAAUGCUAAAGUACACAUUCAGACAAUAAGUGAAGUGCCAUCACCAAAUCAUGAGAAAGAUUCAGUUAUGCAUGCAUAUGACCACACUCUGUCAAUCUUACAAGAUCUCAUAUGAAAAAAAUCACUUCUGCAGCUAUGACAAAUGAACAAGAAUAGUUGCAGAAUCAACUUUGGCCACUAGAGUAUAUGGAUAACUGGAUAAAAGUCCUUAAUCACAAAAUCACAGCUUCUACAAUUCACAUUUGCUGUAUAUAAUGUUUGCCUUUAACACUAUAUAAAACGCAGCAAAACAGUAAAAUAUUUCAACUGUGCAGAGGAGUAAGGGUUCAAUCCUUUUUGCAACUUUACAAUGUCAUUGUAAAUCAGAUAAAAUAUGCCUUGUAGUAGGUAAAGACGUUGGUUAUUUAACUGACUUGUUAAUGCAUUUGAUUUGUGGCACUAUUAUAAUAGUUCAAAAUCACUGUGGUGAAUUAUGUUUGAUUUUACUAGUCGUUAAUGUGCAUGAUUCAGGUCACUAUUACAAUAAGUCAAAAUUACUGUUGUGAAUUAUGUUUAAUUGUACUAGUUGCUAAUACGCAUGAUUGACGUCUUUUUUAUUGUAGCUCAAAAUCACUGUUGAUUGUAUUAGUUGUUAAUGCGCAUAAUACAUCUCACUAUAAUAGUAGCUCAAAAUCACUGUGGUGACGGACAAUGGCUUAUAAAUUAUCUGUAUGCGUACGAAAGCUUUUUGUUAGGGCGAUUGUUUAAACUUUGAAUGUUCAAUAUUAAAGCAAUUGAUUGCUCAUGCUCACCUUAUUUGAUAAUGUCCAUAUACUAUAUUAUAGUUCAGUUUAUAUAAUUAUUACCCGUACAUAAACCAUGUGUGUGUUAAUAUGUUUGCUUACAAAUACAAUGUACGAACUUUGUACAACCCAUCAAUAUAUAUACAUAUAUAUGUGUGUGUGUGUGUGUGUGUGUGUGUGUGUGUGUGUGUGUGGUUACGAAGAUAAUAUACAUUGUAGAAUUCUAAAUAAAGUAUCAGUUCUGUUCUGUGUUAAGAUAAGCUAUCGUAGUAUUCUUAGCUGAUGUUUUUCGUACGUAUGAUUUAUUGAAUAUCUAAAUAUGUUUGAUAUUAAAAUGUGUUAUCUGACUCCAAAUAAAAUAAUAAGUCCAACAAAA